Gasterosteus aculeatus aculeatus (three-spined stickleback) is the source of this 3472-nucleotide messenger RNA. The record is from RefSeq and is a predicted model, not a curated record. NCBI's taxonomy places the organism in Eukaryota, Metazoa, Chordata, Actinopteri, Perciformes, Gasterosteidae.
UACGACAAAAGUGGCUCUGCAAUUAGAAAUGCAGUACUUGUUCUCAGUAGUUUGUUCAACUGGAUUAAGAGAUCGUCUUUUGCCAUCAUUUAAAUUCCUAGAUGUUCUGAUGCGGUGGAUGUUUGUGUCGAUGUUCGCUACUUUAGUGCUGCUGCAUUAGAAUAAGGACAUCAGUGUGUGACAUGUGUUCAUGCAGACAUAACAUGAAUCUGUCCCAGCAGACUGCUUCCGUCCCCUCAUAUUUCUGCCCCACUUCACAGCAGCACUGCUAUUAAAACCACUGCCUGUGCUCACUAAAUGUGUGGCCUUUCCUCCAAAUCACUCAUUUUAUUAUUCAUUUACGUAUUCAGGAUUGUGCAUCCUGCACCUUCUGAGCAGGUUACUACUGUAAUGAUCAGAAAAUGUUACGUCCUUUUUCUAAACCAGCAGAGGUUUAUCUUUCAGUGUUGCACAAAGGGAGAAGGGAAGCAAGACAAAAGUCCCUCUGCUAACCCUAAGAUAAGAUAUUUCUUUAUUAGUCCCACAAUGGUGAAGCAUCUGGGGAGCCGUAAUCUAUAGUUCAUUAAUUGUAGGUGUGUAGAGUCGUGUGUUUGCACGCAUUACAACCAGAACAUCCACCUCUACUUUGCUCAUUCAAAAUAACAGCUAACUUUGGACUUGGGACAGAUGUGUGUGACGCACUGUUUCCCAUAAUGCACUUUGCUGCUGUGCUGAUAAGCCCCCCCCCUCAGUGGCGGGUUUGUUGGUCAGAAGUCCGGGAAGAAAGAACAGAACAGGAAUGUGUGGAUGGAACCGACCUGCCGAGCAACCAGUCCUCUUUGGAAUGGGAGGCAAAACGUCACACUGGUUUGACUGUUAUUAUGCUGACAAACACCACACAACAAGUUCCCGCAAAGAAAACUCCGCUGUUUGACUUCCACAGGGAGCACGGGGGCAAGAUGGUGGAGUUUGCGGGCUGGAGUAUGCCGGUCCAAUACAAAGACAGCCACAUCGCCUCACACAUGCACACCAGAGAGCGCUGCUCCAUCUUUGAUGUCAGCCACAUGCUGCAGUCCAAAGUCCACGGCAGAGACAGGGUGAAGUUCAUGGAGUCUCUCGUAGUUGCUGAUAUCGCAGAACUCAAGGACAACCAAGGCACGUUGUCCCUCUUCACCACUGAGAAAGGAGGGAUUAUCGAUGAUCUCAUUGUGACCAGGACGGACCAGGGCUACCUCUACGUCGUCUCCAACGCCGGCUGCGCCGACAAGGACUCUGCUCAUAUGAAGGCCAGACUGGCAGAGUUCAAAGCUGCAGGUUUCGAUGUGGAUCUGGAGUUCCUUGAUGCGGCGCUGAUUGCUGUGCAAGGUCCGUCCAUGGCUCGGGUGCUGCAGGAGGGGCUGAAAGAGGACCUCGCUAAGCUGACCUUCAUGACCUCCACCGUGGCCACUGUGUUUGGUGUUCCUGGCUGCAGGGUCACUCGCUGUGGAUACACCGGAGAAGACGGGGUGGAAAUCUCUGUCCCUCAGUCCAGAGUGGUGGAGCUGACGGAGAAGCUGCUGGCUAACGGUGAGGUGAAGCUGGCCGGUUUGGGCGCCCGGGACAGUCUGCGGCUGGAGGCGGGGCUUUGUCUCUACGGAAAUGACAUAGAUGAGACCACCACGCCCGUGGAGGCCACCCUAGUAUGGACCAUAGGAAAGCGUCGGCGUCAGAACAAGGAUUUCCCCGGCGCGGACGUCAUUGUGCCUCAGAUCAAAGCCAAGACGGCCAGGAAGAGAGUCGGCCUGGUGUCCUCCGGCCCGCCCGUCAGACAGCACACGCCCAUACUCAGCCCUGACGGAAAGGUCAUAGGUGAAGUGACCAGCGGCUGCCCGUCUCCCUGCCUGAAAAAGAACGUUGCCAUGGGUUACGUGGAUGCAGCGUUCGCUAAAAAUGGAACAGCCAUCCAGGUCGAAGUCAGGAAAAAAGCAGUGGCAGCCACCGUCAGCAAGAUGCCCUUCGUCCCCACCAACUACUAUUCUGGAUAGGAGGGACGCGCAGACACACACACAUACAUUCAUACACAGCACACGUUAUCACACUGGAUCGUUCCUGCGCUCUGUCCCAUAUUUACCAACGCCGCCCCCUUCUGUUUACCUCCAGCAAUGCACGACUAGUGUGGGUCUUCACUGAUGAGUCCUCUGAGAGGAAAUAAUCCAAAAAUGCUAAACUGUUAUGCGAUACAUGAUGUGUUCCUGUCUGAUGAUCAGACACUGUCACUGUGUCGCACAUUAAAUGCAUGACAGUUUGCCUCUGAGACACUGAAGCAGUGAUGUCCGUUUCCACAUGAUGAACUGACCGGACCUCACGUGUCAUAAAAAGAACUUGUGCUGGACAUUUCAAACUCGCUAAAUAACAGACAUCAUCUAGUAACACGGUUUCACGUAUGGAUGUGUGCGCAUGAAAUUAAUUACAAGCGGCAUUGUUGAGCCAGAACAUGUUUGUAUAAUGUUAUGGGCUCAGAUGUCCCAUUAACAAGAUUCCCAAACCCAAGUCCUGUUUUUCUUUUUUAAACUUGGACACUGGGUUAAGCUGAUUGGCUGACAGAGUAGAACUAGUGAGGCUGCGUAGAUCCGUAAACACAAUGAUUUCAUUGACUUUUUGUUGUAGUAUAUAAGUUUUGCUAAUGAAAAGUGAGAUAAUUUAUGCUGGACCAAAACCAUAAGAUUCCAAAUGGUGCUUCUGAUGUUCAGUCCCUGCAUGUGUGUGGGAUUUGAAAGGCUUUGACAAGAUGCAGUCAGCGUUCUAUUCAUGUUGUUGUUAGUUGAAAACCACUUGAUUAACGGAGGUGAAAAUUAUUUCCAGAACUGAAAUCCAUUCAACACAAUCACGUCUUUUCCGUAAGUAUAGUUGGCAUUUUGGUUCUCAUCAGGAGAUGUUCUUGCAUGGAAGGAAAUGUAGUUCUAGUUUCUCUGGAGAGUUGUUCAUAAACCUCCACAUUAAAUAAAACCGUAUUUACCUUCUUCACUUACUUCAAAAUGUGAUGAGCGCUGAAAGAGAAGUCUACGCUACCUGAGGCAAAAAAUAUCCUAACUUGGAGAAAUGUUCCUUGUCAUUGAUGUGUUUUCUGUCUGCAACCCGAUGAGACGCCAUUUCUUUGUCUUUAAACUUUCUGUUGAGCCUUGAAUGAGUUUUUUUGUUAAAAAUAACAUACUUAAUAUAAACAUAGAACUACUGAUUUCCAUGUUUACUUUUUGUCAUUGACACACUUUUUCGCUGUUGAUUCUAAUAUUUCAUUGAAUUUCAUGUAAUAAAUUAGCAUAACAUUGUUUAUUUUAAUAGAAAAUAUUUGCCUAUUCUAUUAAAGACAAGUUCAUUUGAAAUGUAUUUUUGCCCACUGUCAAAUUUGACUGAAAUGGACUCUAUUAUUAUUUAAUACAAGACACAUAAAUGUGGUCAGUCAGCCUGGCAAAGAAUUGGGAUAUGGAACAGGAUUAAAGCCCCCAGCGUUUUAUAA